UAAUAAUAAUAAUAAUAAUAAUAAAAUUUAGCUAAGAGAAAGCAGCAACCGGAGGAGCUACGAGUGCGCGUGGGACGCAUUCUAGAAAGUCGGACCCUGUAUAUGCAUGCGACGCUCAACGUUUGAUUUAUUUCUCAAUUCAACUCGUCAGCUCUGUAUGGCAAUGAAGUUGCCUGAUCCCUCAAGCUCUUUUAAGAAAGCAGGAAUUUUGUUGGCUCCAAAAAUCCGUCUCCCUGAGGAUCACCGGCUUGAACGAGAGGUUUAUGAUCGUGUAUAAUGCGGUCGGGCUUCCACAAACCUGGUGCCUUUCCCUUUCUCGCUCUUCUUCUUAUUUCAUUGCUCAGCUUGGUGGCCUCUUUGGCAAAAGAGUGGGACUUUUAUAACCUGCGCUUCGGAUAUAUUGGUUAUCAGCGUAACGAUGUUCGACAACCGUCCCGUGUCAGAGAUGGCUCAGUCGACGUCCGGUCGAGGAUACGAGCAACAGGCAGCCAGUGUAAAUCCUGGACGAUAAACGGCUACUGCCUGUCAGAUAUCGACCGUGUUUCUCGCCUGAAGCGUGCAGUGCCAGAAACCCCUCCGCGCAGUUCUUUCGAGGCUGCUACUGUCCUUGAUACUGAUUCUGUGGUAUACCUCACCGAAGAGCCGUCAACUCUCACUCGAGGUGUUCGUGCCUUUAAAUCGUUGUUCCUCAAACAGCUAGGUGAUAACCAGAUGCUAAAUCCCCUUCCAACCGGGAGUGCCUCUUCUGUGAUCCCAGCACCUUCUUCACUCACCUCGAAUUUGUCCAAUCUAUCGGUUAUUAGUGCCCCGCCUAGUAGUGAAGCAAUUUUCCCCAAGGCCCACGGUGGCAAUUUCAUGCUAUCAGCAGUGGGAAAUUCUUCGCAGGGCAACCAGUACUUUCUUUCUCAUCUACGUGAAUUAUGGCAGCAGGCCUGCUGUGCUGUGAACGUUCAUCUUGAGAGCAGGACUACCCCCGGACGAGAACAACAGCCACCAUCGGGGUCCGGUACGCCUAAUAAAGAGAUGUCUCAAGUGUCAGACCAGUCCGAUCGACGCACCGAAGAAUGGGCCGCAUCCAAGGUGCUCCCAUCCAACGGCACCAAUGCCGCACUUUCAACCUUGCCUCCUACAUCUCCGAAAUCGCGUGUCAAGCCAACCUUCAGCCCCAACGCAACUGUGGCAGCUGAAGAGUGGUCUAAGGGUGUUGGGCUUGGACCGAAUUCGCGACCUGCGCGCGGCAGUUGCAUGGCUAUUGUCAUAGGUUUAGUUGUGGGUGUCAUGUGGUUCUGAAUAUCCGUCGCUUCUUCACCCAGGACGCUCUCGUCAGGCUUCAAAAAUGUAUCUGGUCUGGAUGUCAAUUAAUGCUGCGGUAUAAUAUUAGCAAGCGAUCUUCCAGCCUACUACAAUGGUCGGGCGAUACGUUAGCAGUUUUGACGUGGCUUUUCAUGUUGCACGAUUUGGUUUGUAUGAUCCUGGAAAUGCGGACCUGGCGUUUGUUCAUCUCCCCGUUUUUAUUGUUUUUCUUCUCUUCUUUUCUCUCAGUCGGUGUGCAACUGGCUGCUGGUAAACUGUUUAUUCAUCCUUCUCCCCGUCAGCGUGUACGGGGCUGGGUUUGAUUCUCUGCAGCAAUAUUUGGCUUAUACUGUGUAUGGACAACUUCGACUGUUUUGUGUAUAUCCCUCGAUCUGGGAUGCCAUAUCUGAUGUCUUACGAGAUUCGAUUGCUUGGUUGAUAGAUAUGACUUAAGUGACUUUGUGAUAGUCAUCCACCAGCUAGCUUAUAAUAUUUAAUUGUUCUUUGGUGUCCACGAGAGGUAGCGAAGUGUCU
Molecule: messenger RNA, 1827 nt
Organism: Aspergillus alliaceus
Lineage: Eukaryota; Fungi; Ascomycota; Eurotiomycetes; Eurotiales; Aspergillaceae
Exons: 3
Coding region: 277-1290 (337 amino acids)
Source: RefSeq, a predicted model, not a curated record